CGUUUCCCGUUGGUGAUGACGAGGCUGCACCUUGCACUUGCAGGUCGCCUCGCGGUCGCUCUCGCCGUGCCUCCCGCUUCCACUGCCACAGUUCAUUCCCCGCGCUAUUUCUCGCGCUGCCGCGGCCUCGUUGGCGUUGCAAUGCCGCUCGUCGCCCCUGCCUGCGCGUCCUCCCGUCCUCUAAGCGCCGCCGCUUCCGCGCGGCAGAUGACGACGACGACUCGACUCGAGGGCCGGUCCCUGCUGGUCGGCGGGCGCGAGCUCCUCGCCCAGUCCCCGCCCGAGGUCACCCUACGCGCCGGCGUCGACGGCGCGGCCCCAGGCGCCGCGUUCCUCGGCGCCACGGCGGCGGCGCCGUCCAGCCGCCACGUCUUCUCCCUCGGCACCAUCUCCAAAGGGUGGAGGUGGCUGUCCCUGUUCCGGUUCAAGAUCUGGUGGAUGGCGCCCAAGAUGGGCCCCGACGCCGCGGGCGUGCCGGCGGAGACGCAGAUGCUGCUUCUAGAGACGAGGGACGGCGCGGAGGACGCGGUGUACGCGCUGGUGCUGCCAGUUCUCGAGGGGGAUUUCCGGGCCAGCCUCCAGGGAGCCCCCGGAGACGAGCUCCAGUUCUGCUUCGAGAGUGGUGAUCCUGAUGUGCAGACGAUGGAAGCCGUUGAUGCGGUGUUUGUCAACUCAGGGGAUAACCCUUUCAAGCUUAUCAAGGAAUCCAUCAAGUUACUGUCCAAGAUCAAAGGAACUUUCAGGCAUAUAGAGAGCAAGGAGAUCCCUGGUUACUUGGAUUGGUUUGGAUGGUGUACAUGGGACGCGUUUUAUAGAGCUGUUAACCCAGCGGGGAUUGAGGAGGGCCUUCAAAGUCUGCGUGAAGGAGGUGCCCCACCAAAGUUUCUGAUUAUAGAUGAUGGUUGGCAAGAAAUUGUGAACGAAUUCAAAGAAGUGGAUGAAGCUCCGAUUGAACAGACUAUGUUUGCAGAGAGGCUGGUUCAUCUGGAGGAGAAUGAUAAGUUCAGGGGAGAAGCCUGCAAGAAUCUUGGGGACCUUGUGAAGAAAAUCAAAGAGAAGCACGGAGUCAAGUACGUAUACGCUUGGCAUGCCUUGCUGGGCUAUUGGGGCGGCGUCCAUGCAACAUCUGACGCGAUGAAGAAGUACAAUCCAAAACUAGUUUACCCUGUCCAGUCUCCUGGCAAUGUUGCAAAUUUGAGGGAUGUAGCCAUCGACAGCUUGCAAAAAUUUGGAGUGGGCAUCAUUGAUCCGGAGAAGAUAUAUGAAUUCUACAAUGAUCAACACAGUUACCUUUCUAGUGUGGGUGUGAAUGGUGUGAAGGUAGAUGUGCAAAACGUGAUGGAAACUAUCGGGCAGGGCUUCGGUGGCCGUGUUGCAUUAACUCGCAAGUAUCAACAGGCUCUUGAGGAUUCUAUAGCUCGGAACUUCAAAGGAAAUGACAUAAUAAGCUGCAUGUGUCACAACUCAGACAACAUAUAUAGUGCCAUGAAGAGUGCAGUUGCUAGAGCAUCAGAAGAUUUCAUGCCUCGAGAACCAACACUACAAACUUUACACAUCGCGAAUGUAGCUUUCAAUAGUCUUUUACUGGGAGAAAUUUUCAUCCCAGAUUGGGAUAUGUUCCAUAGCAAGCAUGAAUCAGCAGAAUUUCAUGGGGCAGCUAGGGCUCUAAGUGGAGGUGGUGUUUAUGUCAGUGACAAACCUGGAGUGCACAAUUUCAGUGUUCUGAAAAAGCUUGUUCUACGAGAUGGCUCGAUCCUAAGAGCAAGGCACGCGGGUCGUCCUACUUGUGAUUCCCUGUUUGAUGACCCAGUUAUGGAUGGGAAAAGUCUGCUGAAAAUAUGGAAUGUGAACAAUUUGUCUGCUGUCAUCGGAGUAUUCAAUUGUCAGGGAGCUGGAAACUGGACUUGGCCAGUGAAUGAUAUUCCACAUGUUCCGACCACCGUUAAUAUAACUGGUCAUUUCUCGCCAUCAGAUGCGGAGUCCCUUGAGGAGAUUGCUGGUGAUGAUUGGAAUGGAGAGACUGCAGUAUAUGCUUUCCAUUCAUGUAAACUUUCAAGGCUUCAGAAAAACCAAAGUUUGGAGGUUUCAUUGUGUACCAUGGCAUGUGAGAUCUAUACCAUAUCACCAAUCAAGGUCUUCGGCGAAGCUGUUCGGGUUGCACCUCUUGGACUGCUCAACAUGUUCAAUUCUGGUGGCGCGCUCGACAGUAUUGCAAGUAGUGUUGAUUCUUCAUACACCGUGAUUCAGAUCAAAUGCCGAGGGCCAGGGCGAUUCGGGGUGUAUUCAUCGGCCAGGCCGGCAAUUUGUAGAGUUGAUGCACAUGAAGUUGGGUUCAGCUAUUCAGAUGAUGGCCUGCUAGCCUUUGAUCUCCCCGACGGGCCUUCGCUCAGCCACCUCAGAAACAUUGAGAUUCUGUACAGGCCCUCCUGAAUCUGCUUGUAUGUGACCCUGACGCGGAAAAGUCGAUGUUGAACCGAACGGCAUUUGAACC
Molecule: messenger RNA, 2491 nt
Organism: Lolium perenne
Lineage: Eukaryota; Viridiplantae; Streptophyta; Magnoliopsida; Poales; Poaceae
Product: probable galactinol--sucrose galactosyltransferase 2
Source: RefSeq, a predicted model, not a curated record